Cercopithifilaria johnstoni is the source of this 243-nucleotide messenger RNA. The record is from the annotation of a GenBank genome assembly. Lineage: Eukaryota; Metazoa; Nematoda; Chromadorea; Rhabditida; Onchocercidae.
AUGCCAAAUAUGAUUGUACCAGUACUGUGGAUAAGGGAGAUAAUAAACAUUGAUGAAAACACAAAGAAUGAUGUGGAAAAAGUCGUGCUCCUGCCACGAUGGGCACGCUUUCUUGGUAUUUUGCUAUUGGGUGCAGGCCUUCUUCUCUGGACAAUUUUCUUGAUAAUCUCAUUGGGGAGAAUAUACUUUAAAAGGAACGAUGAUGAUGAAGCACAUCUGAUUGAAAAUAGCGGGGAAAAUUGA